Molecule: messenger RNA, 808 nt
Organism: Drosophila willistoni
Lineage: Eukaryota; Metazoa; Arthropoda; Insecta; Diptera; Drosophilidae
Exons: 4
Coding region: 258-710 (150 amino acids)
Biological process (GO): sleep; regulation of synaptic transmission, cholinergic; positive regulation of voltage-gated potassium channel activity
Source: RefSeq, a predicted model, not a curated record
CGUGUUUGGGGUUGUAACGUUGUGUGGACGCGCUUUAACGCAAAUAAAUAUUAAGAAAUACAUAUAUAUAAAAUUCUAAAAAGUAAAACUGAACAAUAUAGGAAAUCGCAAAAUAAUAAAAGGUUUAACAUGAUAAUUUAACAAACAAAGCAUAAAACCAAAAGUGUAAACGUUAUAAAAACAUAAGUUUUUCCUAAACGACGAACUAAGUUUAAUUUUCCAUAGAGAAAGAGACAAAGUAAUUGCAAAUACAAAAAAUGUCACCAUUUGUGGAAAAAUCAUUACUAUUGCUAGGCAUUCUAUGCUGCAUACAAGUAUCCACUGCCCUGAUGUGCUAUGACUGCAAUAGUGAGUACGAUCCACGUUGUGGCGAUCCAUUCGAGCCCUAUUCCAUUGGUGAAGUGAAUUGCAGUAAACAGGAACCACUGGAGCAUCUUAAGGAUAAAUAUCAGCCCAUGUUGUGCCGCAAAACUGUGCAGAAAAUCUAUGGCAAAACCCGAAUUGUUCGCGGCUGCGGUUAUAUACCUGAUGAACGCACCGAUGGCGAGUGUAUAAAGCGUUCGGGCACCCACGACGUGGCCGCCAUUUAUUGUGCCUGCACUGGUGAAUUGUGCAACGGAGCCAACUCCAUGAUGUCAUCGCAAUAUGUCCUAAUUUCCGGACUUACGCUGCUGUUAAUGCUACUGACAAGGCACAGCAUAAGCUCAUAAAUUUGCGUUAAAUUGAAGUUCACUUUUGUUCGUGACGUUUAAUUUCCUUUUGGUUUUCCUAUUUUAUCUUGGGGGCAGUAUUUUUUAAAAAUACAUAA